Molecule: messenger RNA, 3737 nt
Organism: Linum trigynum
Lineage: Eukaryota; Viridiplantae; Streptophyta; Magnoliopsida; Malpighiales; Linaceae
Source: the annotation of a GenBank genome assembly
CAAUCAUCAGAGAAGCUUGGGGGCAGACCUCCUAACUUUCAGGCCAUGGAACACUUCCGUGAUUUCAUCGAUGCGGCAGGACUGCUGGACGUGGGAUUUAAGGGUCCACCCUUCACUUGGUCUAACCGCCAAGGGAUGGCUACUCAUAUUCUCGAACGGCUAGACAGAGGCUUGGUUUCCCCUAAUCUGUUGUCUUUGUGGCCAAAUUUGCAGGUCACUCACCUCUCUGACUUAGGAUCGGAUCACCGAAUCCUUCUAUUCCAACUUACUCCAACAGCGGGAAAGGGCAAGCCAAGAUUCCACUUCGAUCUUCGCUGGGCUGGUAAUAGUGAUGCUCGGGAGAUUGUAGCUCAAGUGUGGCAGCUCAGUUUCACGGGGACACUCCAGUUUCAGCUGUUCUCCUUAUGUAAAGAGGUCCGCCAUCAAUUUGUUCAAUGGGCAAGGCUUGGCUCUACAAACUCAGCGCGGCAAAUCAGAGAGCUGCGGGAAGCAAUCCACUCUGAACGUGACAACCUGCCGACGGAUUGGGAUGUCAUCAAAGGGUUGGAAUCCCAACUCUCUGCUGCCUAUUUACAAGAAGAGGCCUAUUGGAAGCAAAAAUCUCGGACAACCUGGUUGCAAAAGGGGGAUUCCAACACCAAUUAUUUUCAUAUCACUACCACUCAGCGCCGCCGACAUAAUUUGAUUGAGGUUCUUCGUGAUGACUCUGGCACCCCCCAUUUCGAUGAGAGUGCAAAGGGGACUGUUUCUGUGGGGUUCUUCCAGAACCUAUUCCUUUCAAAUGGGACUUCACCAAGCUUCCUUGUGCAUGCACUGGGCCUUCAACACAAGGUCACUUCUAGCCAAAACAACUUCCUAUCAGCUCCUGUGACCCGUGAGGAAAUCAGAGCGGCUGCUUUCAGUAUAGGAAAGGGACAAGCGCCGGGUUCCGAUGGCCUGACCGGGGGAUUCUUUCAGGCCUAUUGGGACAUCGUGGGAGAAUCGGUUUGCAGGGCAGCCCUCUCCUUCUUCAGAACGGGACGACUACUGCAGAACUUCAGUCACACUAUCAUCACUUUGAUACCGAAGGUGGCAAAUGCAGAAUUUAUGCGCCAGAUGCGACCCAUUAGCCUCUGCCAGGUGUUCUACAAGAUUAUCUCCAAAGUUCUUACUUCUCGCCUUGCUGUGGUUCUUCCCUUUGUGAUCUCUGAUACCCAGAACGGUUUCAUCAAAGGUCGAGAUAUAUCUGACAACAUUCUUAUAGCCCAAGAAGUGAUGCAAUUUUUAAAAACGAAGACACAGGGACGGGACAGAUGGAUGGCCUUAAAGCUCGACAUGGAGAAAGCGUACGACCGGGUUGAAUGGGGUUUCCUUUUCGCAGUCAUGGAAGCUUUGGGGUUUAACGAUCAUUGGAUGAAAUGGAUUAAAGCCUGUGUCACUUCAGUCUCAUUCACAGUCCUCCUCAAUGGUAAUGAGCAUGGGUACUUUCGGCCCCAACGUGGUCUUCGGCAAGGCGAUCCCCUUUCGCCUCUACUGUUUGCUAUCUACACUGAGGCCUUCUCGGCUAUUCUCCUUAAUGCUCUGGGCUCUCAACAGCUGCAUGGCCUAAAGAUUCACCGAUUGGCUCCUACGCUUUCACACCUUUUCUUCGCCGAUGACACUUAUCUGUUCUUGCGGGCAACUUCAUCGGAAUGCCAUAAUCUGCUGCAUUUGCUACAUCAGUAUGAAGAAUUUAGUGGGCAGCGGAUAAACCUGCAGAAGUCUUCGGUUUGUUUCAGCUCGAACACGUCCGAGCAAGAUUCAGUGGCCCUGGCGGAAUUACUUGGGAUCGCUUCCAUUGGCUCUAUGGAGAAAUACUUGGGUUUACCGGCUCAAAGCUGGCGUUCGAAGUCCCUCUCAUUAGCUGCUAAGGAGGUUGUAAUCAAAGCUGUAGGUUCGGCGACUCCGGUGUAUGCUAUGUUCUCCUUCCGAAUCCCUUCUACCUCUUGCCGUCGAUUGAAUAGUCAAUUGAGUCGGUAUUGGUGGGCUGGUCAGGAUAAAGACAGGGGAAUGCACUGGAUUUCAUGGCCAGUAGUUUGUGUAAGCAAGUUUCAUGGAGGGUUGGGGUUCCGAGAUUUCGAUCUGUUUAAUGUAGCCAUGCUCGCGAAGCAGGCUUGGAAAAUCUUGCAGGACCCAAAUUCUCUCCUUGCUCGCCUCUACAAAGCUCGUUACCAUCCUUCUUCGGACUUCCUCAGCGCUCCGGCAGGUUGUCGGCCCUCGUGGGCUUGGCAGGGAGUUUUAGAAGGGCGGGGGCUUCUUAAGAGAGGUUUGCGGUGGCAGGUAGGGUGUGGAACUGCUAUCCGCAUCCUCGAAGACCCGUGGCUGCCUUCUUCACCUCCGUCCGUGCCUCUGCUGCUGCCUGGGAUUAUUUUGGAGAAUCAGUUCGUCGCAUCCCUUAUCCAUCCUCUCACCCGAACUUGGAAUGGCGAGCUGCUUCGUGCUUCGUUUACUGCAGAAAGUGUCCAAUGGAUCCUUUCUAUUCCUUUGCCAUCCUCUCCUCGGCCAGACAAGCUUAUUUGGCAUUACUCGGCGACUGGGCAAUAUACUGUAAAGACUGGCUACCAGCUGCUCUCAUCUGCCCGCCAUCUUGAGUUUGAUCCCCUGCCUCCAUUUCUAACUUCUCAGUUCUGGAAAGUUUUAUGGAACUUGCCGAUUCCUCCUAAACUCAAAGUUUUCCUGUGGCGUGUAGUUCGCGGAUUCCUCCCAAUGCGCCAGAUACUACAAGGGAAGUCUUUAAGUGACACCAGCACUUGUCCUGUUUGUUCAGCUGCCGUGGAAACCAUUUCUCACUGCUUCUUUGAUUGCAGGGUCGCUCGAGGGAUAUGGACACUAGCUGGGAAGGAACACGUCCGUGCAGCCAUGGCUGUUGUUAGUAAUGAUAUGGCGUGGUAUAAUCUGUUUUUCAAUAUGCAGCUUUCCAAAGUUGACAUGGCAGAAGUUGUUUUCCUUGUCUGGAGGGUAUGGAAAGGGAGAUGCUGGACCACAUACGACAAUAUUCAAUACUUGCCUGGGCCACUGUUCCGCCAAUUCACAAUCCAGGUUGCGGAGUGGAAGGAAGCGACGGCUGGUUCCAGCGCCCAGCCCCCUUCAUUGCGAGUUCCUCGCUGCACAGCCCCCUCGCCUAAUUGUCCACCAGGUGGUCUCCUCAUCCGUUUUGAUGGGGCGACAAAAAAAGGCGUAGGUGGAAGCAUUGGGUUUGUAGGUUUCAAUGGAGAUCGGGCGGUAGUAUGUGCCUACGGUAAGUACUAUGAAGGUAUCUCAGACCCGUUUUUGCUUGAACUAUUGGCCUUACGGGAUGCAAUGGUUUGGAGCUUACACUGUGGCUACUCUUCUGUUUGCUUUUGUGGGGACUCGCAAUUGGUCGUACGACGAGCGAUGGAGGAUGAUGUCUACCAUGAUCUUGGUGGUGCUGUACUCGAAGAAGUGCGCGUCCUGAAGGCCUCGUUUGCUUUUGUUUCUGUCGUUUUUGCUCCUCGUAGUACUAACAGGGCUGCCCAUCGCGUGGCACGAACGGCCCUUGCAUCGGUAGCGACCCGGUUGGUCGACUACCGCAUUUAUAUUUCCACUGCACUGUAAUGAACUAUCUAUUACGAACUAUCUAUGACAAAAAAAAACAAUCUUUUGGGGGAUGGAUUCAUAGGUUUGCUGAUAAAAAAGCCCAGCCCGUUGGCAAAAGAUGAGUCCAUAGCUAUAGACAACAAUAAGGCCCAAUGUCUAAA